CACUCUUUCAUUUUUACGAAAACCCUAGCCACCUUCUUUCCUACGCCAAAAUGCCGCCAAAAUUUGAUCCAAGCCAAGUCGUCGACGUCUUCGUCCGCGUCACCGGCGGUGAAGUCGGAGCAGCUAGUUCACUCGCUCCGAAGAUCGGUCCGCUCGGUCUCUCUCCCAAGAAGAUCGGAGAAGAUAUCGCCAAAGAGACUGCCAAGGAAUGGAAGGGUCUCCGCGUAACCGUCAAGCUCACUGUCCAGAAUCGCCAGGCGAAGGUCACGGUGGUACCGUCGGCGGCAGCGCUGGUAAUCAAGGCAUUGAAGGAACCGGAGAGGGAUAGGAAGAAGACCAAGAACAUCAAGCAUAACGGGAACAUCGCACUCGAUGAUGUCAUAGAGAUCGCUAAAGUAAUGAGGCCGAGGUCCAUGGCUAAGGAUUUGAGAGGGACGGUGAAGGAGAUUCUGGGCACCUGUGUUUCCGUUGGGUGUACCGUCGAUGGUAAAGACCCUAAAGAUUUGCAGCAGGAGAUUGAUGAUGGUGAUGUUGAUGUUCCUCUCGAGUGAGUAAACUUUCUUUAUUACUUUUAAGAUCAUAUCUUGUUUAAUUUUGUUUAUCUGUAUGGUUUUGGAGAAUUUACGGAUAUUUUCUAUCAGAGAUUGUUUUUGAGGUUAAUUUUAGAUGAUUUUAACAUUUGUGGGUCAUCUUUAUGGCUAUAUAUGUGAUGUUUAAUUCUAUCCUCUGUUUGUCCUUUAUAUUGUAUUUUUUUCGUAAUGCAAGUCUUGGUGUUUUGCUUAA
Messenger RNA from Gossypium raimondii (Peruvian cotton), 783 nucleotides. RefSeq names its product 60S ribosomal protein L12-3. Gene Ontology annotation, cellular component: cytosolic large ribosomal subunit; ribosome. The record is from RefSeq and is a predicted model, not a curated record. Bases 51 to 551 code for a protein of 166 amino acids. The transcript has a single exon. NCBI's taxonomy places the organism in Eukaryota, Viridiplantae, Streptophyta, Magnoliopsida, Malvales, Malvaceae. Gene Ontology annotation, molecular function: structural constituent of ribosome; large ribosomal subunit rRNA binding. Gene Ontology annotation, biological process: translation.